This is a messenger RNA of Volvox carteri f. nagariensis, 2388 nucleotides long. RefSeq lists its product as uncharacterized. The record is from RefSeq and is a predicted model, not a curated record. The transcript is spliced from 8 exons. Lineage: Eukaryota; Viridiplantae; Chlorophyta; Chlorophyceae; Chlamydomonadales; Volvocaceae. The coding region runs from base 1 to 2388 and encodes 795 amino acids. Gene Ontology annotation, biological process: protein ubiquitination; regulation of apoptotic process; ubiquitin-dependent protein catabolic process.
AUGGGUGCGGGUUGCUCCUCUUCCAAUUCGGCUGCGCGCCGGAAGACAAUUGAAGUAUUGCAGGGUACCCCAGCCUCCUCGGGACAGCGUCCCGGCCACGUCUACCUCAGCUACCACCCCGCCGAUACCGGUGACCCGCGGGUCGAUGGGGGCGACGGCGCUGCUUGCCGCGUGCGGGACUGGUUGACAUCCCGCGGCUACGUUGUUAUACUUGGAGAGCUCGACCCGGAUGCUGACAUCACGGGCUCCGGCGCCGCGACCCCAGGCAGCGUUGGCGCCCUGCCGCCGCCGCGGCGGCCACGGGGUUCUGCGGGCGUGCAGUCAGGUCUGGAGCUGUCCUGGCCAGCUCGCAUGCAGCAGUGCGUGGAGCAGUGCCAGGCGUUCGUCGCGCUGGUCUCGGAGCACUACGGUACCCACCCCGAAGCCGCUCGGGAAGUUCACACCGCGGAUUCCCUGGCGGGGAAGGAGGCCACCGGCCCCCUGCUGCCUCUGUGGCACUCGGGGCCCUGGCCGCCGCAACAACCCUCCCUGGAGCCGCUGCUAGCGCCGCUGCAGCGCGUACCCCGCGGCCCGCGACCAUUGUGCCGUACAAUUCUUGAGGGCGUCAUGGGGGAGCUUUUGGAGCGCCUGCAGGCGGGCGGCUGCAUGCCAGCUCCAGCGGCGGCUCCGGCGGCGGCAGCUACCGCAGGCGACGGGGUGCGCAAUGGCGGCGGCGGCAGCGGAGGUAGUCGUGGCGUGGAGGCCGUCGGCAGUAACGUGGAGGCGGUCGCGGGUGGGGCUGCCAGCCUGGAGGGCUGCUUCCAGCCGGGCCCUACGGACCCCCCCGAGGAGGACUACGUUGUGGUGCGGUGCUACACCGGGAAGCUUCAGGAGCUCUCCGACCGGAUUUCCCUCACCGUAAGGCCCACAAUAUUCGAUCUUGGGGGGGACACUUUUUCCGGAGACCUACCCGCCCUGGAGCUCAGAAAACAGCAGCAGCAGCAGUUGCCGGCAGCAGCAGCAGCAGUAGCAGCGGCUGCGGCUGCGCUAGACGCCGGAGCGCCGCCCGCUGCCGCCGGCGGCACCCUCUUCAUCAACCGGCCCCACAUCACCCUCCGCAACGGCGCGCUGUUGCUGCGACAGAACCAGGAGCUGAGGAUUGCGGGGUCGGGUGUGGUUCUGGAUACCAUGUCUGUGAUUACGGAGCCGCGGCAGGGGGGCCCGCGCGGGGUGGCGCUGGGAGCAGGCGGCGGUGGGGUUACGGGAGGAGGAGGAGGUGUUUCUGGCGCGCCGUACGAGAACGGGAGGGCCAUGGUGGUGGUUGCGGGUGCCGUGGGUGUACGGAUGCUGCGGUGCCAGCUCACCAACCACGGUCCGCAUCUGGUACUCUGGCUGGCUGGUGGCGCCGCCGCCGCCCUCCGAGACUGCCAGCUUGAGUCCCCCGAGGGGGCCGGAGCCUGGGUCCGUGACGCAGGCAGCUCCCUGACGGCCAGCGCGUGUCGGCUGCAGCGCUGCUCGGGGCCCUGUCUGGCGCUGGAGGCCGGCGGGUGCGGGCGGCUGGAGGGGUGCAGCGUGCUGGACUCCGCGGAGCACAACGGCGUCAUGGCGGGGAGCGGCGCGCGGCUGAGGGCGGUGAAGUGCGUGGUGUCGGGGUCGAAGGCGGGCGUUAACUUGUACGGCGGCGCGGAUGCGGAGUUGAUUGCUUGUGAGGUGGUGAGCAACGGCCUGGCCGGUGUGGAGGUGAGCGAGCCGGGGAGCCGCCUGGUCGCCCUGGACUGCAAGAUCUCCAUGAACGGCCAGUCCGGCGUGCUGGUGGCGGGCGGCGGCGCGGCCUCCCUCACUCACUGCUCAUGUACGGGCAAUAAGGCACACGGAGUGCUGGUGCGAGGACAUGGCGCGGAGGGGACUCUACGGCAGACGACUCUUUCCCAUAACGGCCAGGCAGGAGCGCUGCUAACCGACAGCGCCCGCUGCCAGCUGGUGGGCUGCGAGGCCACCGGCAACCAAGUAGCAGGUCUGGUGGCCUGGGGUUGCGGCACCUCGGCCGCAGCGGCGGACUGCUCGCUGGUGCAAAACUCGGGAGGCGGCCUGGCGCUCCGAGACGGCGCGACUGUGGAACUGCGGAGCUGCAUCGUCAAGGGCAACCGGCUGCCCAGUGAGGUAACUGGGCGCGGUAGUGAGUUGAGGCUCGUGGUAGGGGCGCCAGGUGCGGGGAAAGGGAAGGUGGCGGGGGCAGGGAAGGGGGUGUCAGCGGGUGCCUGUGUGGUAGAUCCGGCGCCGCGGGCGGUGGAGGGCGGUGUGGUGUUGGAGGUGCGGGCAGGAGCGACAACGGCGGCGGCGGAAGGGGCAAAUAGUGGUGGUGGCGCUGGUGAUGGUGGCGGUGGCAAGAAGAAGUUGUGGGGUUUGUGA